UCAAAUACUAGGGCAUCAACCUCAGUCUCUCUUCCCAUUGCCCGACGCCGCAGUUGCUCUCGUUGCGGAGCCCGGCGAGCUCCGGCUGCGAUUGCUGCGAGCAGCGCCGAGAAACUUUGCUUGGUCGCUCGUCGGUUGCUUCAGCGAGCGACGCUUUGCUUCGGCCCUUUUUUCUACCUAGAGGAGUGUGAGCGACAUCUUCUCCGGCGAGCAUCGCGCCAUGGCGAGAAAUCCUCUCGUCCGAGCGCACAGUCAGGGAGCUAAGUCUUCGCGUGAACUCGAGCAUCCGGUGGAUGCAUUCUGACUAUAGCCUCCCGAGUGGCAGUCUCCUCGCGACGUUUUCCUCUCCAUGUUGGGUUUCGAAGUGUCUGGCUUACUAGAUUUCUUGACAGUGUAGUGGCGAGAUCUGAACUUUCCUUCUCUGAUCAGGCACGUCAAAUAUGGAUUUUGAAGGGGUGAUGCUGACAGAAGACACUGAUAAAAUUAAUGAUCGAACAAUUGAAAAGAGUUCUGACAAUGCCAAAGGGGUACAAAGUUGCUAUGUUUUCAAGAGUCGUUUGCAAGAGUAUGCACAAAAAGUAGGUAUUCCUACACCUGUUUAUCAGACUCUCAAGGAAGGCCCUUCGCAUGAACCUGUCUUCAAGUCAACUGUUAUUGUUAAAGAUGUUAGAUAUGAUUCUCUUCCUGGUUUUUUCAACCGCAAAGCUGCAGAACAGUCUGCUGCUGAGAUUGCAUUAUCGGAGAUUCACAAGUCAGGCCUCAUGACAGAAAACAUGCCCACAGUUCAUGAGACUGGCCUCUGCAAAAAUCUGCUCCAGGAGUAUGCUCAGAAAAUGAACUAUGCAAUCCCAUCUUAUAUCUGCACCAAAAGUUCCUCUGGAGCAACACCAUUUAUAUGUACUGUUGAGAUAGGAGGAAUUCAAUAUAUAGGAGCUGCAGCUAGAACAAAAAAGGAAGCUGAGAUAAAAGCUGCGAGAACUGCUCUUUUGGCUAUACAAAGUCAGUCUAAGGCAGGUAUUGAUGGUGCUUGCCAGUACACUGUGCUUCCUGGCAAACGGAAAGUUAAGGAACUAAAGGCGGAAACUGAAGUAAUGAAGAAGAUCAAAUCUAAGAAGUCUAGUUUCAGGAAGAAAUGGUCCAAAAAGAAGUUCCCUCGAAGCAAAGAUUGUCAUUUUACCGAGUCUCACAAAGAUGAACCUCAGAGACAGCAAGAUGAACCUGGAACAGUGAUGUCAGAAGACACCCCAGCUAUUCCCACUAGUGAGGUGCACAUUCAGGAGAUGGCUAAUCAUGAUUCUUGAACUUGUGGAGUGCACAAUUUUAUUUAUUUUUAUUAACUAUGAGAUCUUGCAUCCUGAAAAGCUUGGUAUUGCUGAACAGUGAAUGCGGAUGUAAAAUUCGAAAUCCGCUUAGAGCUGAGUUUGUAAAUUUAGUUUAGUUGUGGAAUACAAACUGGCAGUCUAGUUCAGGGUCAAAAAGAACCAUAGAUUGUUUGUCGAUGUUAUGAAUUUCUAUGGGACUAGGAGCCCUCUUUAGUGAAACACUAUUCUCUCUUUUUUUA
Messenger RNA from Zingiber officinale, 1561 nucleotides. RefSeq names its product double-stranded RNA-binding protein 8-like. Lineage: Eukaryota; Viridiplantae; Streptophyta; Magnoliopsida; Zingiberales; Zingiberaceae. The record is from RefSeq and is a predicted model, not a curated record. Gene Ontology annotation, cellular component: nucleus. Gene Ontology annotation, molecular function: ribonuclease III activity; double-stranded RNA binding. Gene Ontology annotation, biological process: rRNA processing; regulation of gene expression. The coding region runs from base 441 to 1301 and encodes 286 amino acids. The transcript has 6 exons.